AUGGAAACGGACCUGGCGUAUGAGGUAUUGGCGGACUAUUCGCUGCAAGAGACUCCUUUCUACGAGGCCCCGACACCGACGGCAGCUGUUAGUGUCAACCUCUAUCCUCCACCCAACAAUACCCAUUUGGAAAGUAGCCAACAACAACCACGUAAUACCGGCAAUAUUAAUCGUCGUUACGAUUCGGCGUAUGAUCGGUCACUGGCAACUUCCAUGUUAACCGGCAAAAUGCAACUCAUGAACACCAGUAGUUCAGCUGGAGCGGGCACAAACAUCGGCGCAACAGUGCUGCACGGCGGGAUGCAUCACUCGGCCAGUCAUCAAACAAUCCAGCAAAAUCAACAUCAGGCAGGAAUAGCGCUGGUUCCGAUCGGUGUGCCUAACCUCAACUCAGGAUCAUCGCUAACGUCGUCCAUUAGCAGUGGCAGUAGCGGCGGCAGCCUGAUCAGACCGAAGAAAAUGAAAAAAUCCGUCAGUUUUCUGCCGACAUUCGUACAGGGCUGCGAUGGGGAUUCUGGUCCAAUACAACUCAAGCAGGAACCAUUGGAUGAUGGACCUAUACGCAACAUACAGAAGGUGCCGAGCCUGUCCGAUCUGUCCGACCCCGAGGCAUCACUUGAUGUACCGACACAGAUGCCGCCAUUGACGCCUGGUACGAAUAAGAAACUAACUGAAGUUCUGUACGCUUCUUUCGCAUCCUGGGAGAAGGAAGUGCAGACAUUCAAAAUCACCAAAGAUCCUCGGCAAUGGACAGCGGAACAUGUGUUAAUUUGGUUGAAUUGGUCGAUCAAAGAAUUCUCCCUGGAAGGGGUCAACAAGGAACCGUUCCAAAAGAUGAGUGGCCGCGACAUUGUCGGUCUCGGUCGCGAAGGAUUUCUGGCGAUUGCUCCACCAUUCACUGGCGAUAUUCUGUGGGAACAUUUGGAAAUACUACAAAAAGAUUGCGAAAAGGCGCUACUAGACCAUUCUAUUGGUGGUAGCGGCGUGUACGAUGCGUCCUGCGGCCAGGCGACUGGCGGUGUUGGCGUUAACGAACUCAAUGAGUACAACAGUACCCUUCAGCGGUUAAGUGGCCAGCAGCAAGAAUUCGGAAGAAGCUCUAGCAGCAAUAACAACAACAGCAGUAAUACUCCAGCAUCUACCUCCAGUACUACUCCCGGUACGACCACACCGAAUAGCAGCAGUACCACCAACACCAACAGUGGCGGCAAUGGAGGCUACGGUUCGGUGCAUGAUCGUAGUACCAGCGAUCGGUCACCACCACCACCACUAAUAUCGUCCAGUGGGGGUAACGUACCGAAUGGUAGCACCAACGGCAGCAGUAGUACAUCCUCCAUGACAUCCUACCUGUCAUCUCUCGGUUCAAGAGGCCCACUCAGUGGGGGCAAUGGAUCCGGCGCAGCGGGUUCCGUCUAUCACCAGCAGUCUGGCAGUGGUGGUGCUAUGAAGGAAGAGCAAGAGCCAAACAGUUUCAUCAACAUUGACGAUCUGCCGAACUAUGGGGUCGUACCGGCACAUUACGACGAGCAGGAUCAAUACCACUCGCUGCCGGCACCCGAAACACAAACGUCCUCGCACGGAUACCUCGAAAACAGUCCCGAGUUUUACUCAGCCAUUCAGAUGGAGCAGAAGUACAUGCCGCCGCACUACAAAUCGGGUCCCUACACUAGCCGAGGUGGGCGCUACCAUCAGCCGCAUCAUCACAGCAGUAGUGCUGGUGGCACUGGUGGUGGAGGUGGUGGGGGAGGAUCUGGGAAUCAACAUACGCAGCAGCAACACCAUCAGCAGCAUCCACAACAGCAACAGCAGCAGCAGCAGCAACAACAGCAGCAGCAACAGCAACAUCAGCAUCACCAUCCCCAUCAUCAUUCGCAUCACCAUGCGCACCAUCAUCCUGCCAGCCAUCAUCAGACAGCUCAUCACACGGACAGUGGAUAUCCGGAGUAUGGUUCACCGUACGACACUCCUCCGUUCCAGACUGUUCCCAGUAAUACAACAUCACCUCAGAGCUCGGCCGCAUCCGGCAACGGAGCUCCAGGUGGUGGUCCCGGAGGCGGUAACGGGGGUAACAACAACAACGGAGACCUGCUCGGUGGUCACGUGGUAGAUCCGUGGAGCUUGCACCAUCCCGGGCAACAUCCGCACGGCGGCGCGCCCCACCCAUUGUUGGACUUUCAGCAUCCGGCGUACAUGGGGACGACGAUGGGCUUCGACAAGACGAUGCUAGGCACGUACGGGGCGCAAGGCGGUGCACCGUGCUUUACCGGUUCCGGACCAAUCCAACUGUGGCAAUUUCUUCUGGAACUGCUCACGGACAAAACCUGCCAGAGCUUUAUCUCCUGGACCGGAGAUGAAUGGGAAUUCAAGCUUACCGAUCCCGAUGAGGUCGCACGGCGAUGGGGUGUCCGAAAGAACAAACCAAAAAUGAACUAUGAAAAGCUAAGCCGUGGCCUCCGGUACUAUUACGAUAAGAACAUAAUCCACAAAACGGCCGGCAAACGAUACGUGUAUCGAUUUGUAUGUGAUCUUCAAACAUUGCUGGGCUACUCAGCGAAACAGGUGCAUGAAAUGGUUGAUCUCAAGCCUGACAAAAAGGACGAUGAAUAG
Molecule: messenger RNA, 2607 nt
Organism: Anopheles marshallii
Lineage: Eukaryota; Metazoa; Arthropoda; Insecta; Diptera; Culicidae
Gene: pnt
Product: ETS-like protein pointed
Exons: 9
Coding region: 1-2607 (868 amino acids)
Biological process (GO): cell differentiation; regulation of transcription by RNA polymerase II
Cellular component (GO): nucleus
Molecular function (GO): DNA-binding transcription factor activity, RNA polymerase II-specific; sequence-specific DNA binding
Source: RefSeq, a predicted model, not a curated record